This is a messenger RNA of Lycium ferocissimum, 1244 nucleotides long. Its product is annotated as E3 ubiquitin-protein ligase SINAT2-like. NCBI's taxonomy places the organism in Eukaryota, Viridiplantae, Streptophyta, Magnoliopsida, Solanales, Solanaceae. Bases 1 to 933 code for a protein of 310 amino acids. Gene Ontology annotation, molecular function: zinc ion binding; protein binding; ubiquitin protein ligase activity. Gene Ontology annotation, biological process: ubiquitin-dependent protein catabolic process; multicellular organism development. Gene Ontology annotation, cellular component: cytoplasm. The transcript is spliced from 3 exons. The record is from RefSeq and is a predicted model, not a curated record.
AUGGCUCCCGGAGGCAGCAGUUACCAGGAUAUUGGUGAUUCCCGUAAUGCAUAUGCCGAUUAUGGUAUUGUAUCCGAGAAUGCUGAACCGAAAAGCUCCCCUUUUAGAAAAUCCACAGCUGUUAAUAUUAUUGCUGGAAAUCAUGGAACAAGAUCUAAUACAGCUGUUCAUGAGCUACUCGAAUGUCCUGUUUGUAUGAAUCUAAUGUACCCUCCAAUUCAUCAGUGUCCAAAUGGUCAUACUUUAUGCCUGAAGUGCAAGUCAAAAGUUCAUGUAUGCCCAAUUUGCCGCCAUGAGCUUGGGAACAUAAGAUGUCUAGCAUUGGAGAAAAUUGCAGAGUCACUGGAAUUGCCAUGCCGAUACCAAAUUUUUGGUUGUCAAGAUAUAUUUACUUAUCAUAGUAGGCUCCGACAUGAGCAGAACUGCAGAUUUCGUCCGUAUAACUGCCCUUAUGCAGGAUCUGAAUGCACUGUUACUGGUGAUAUUCAGUCCCUUGUUGCACACCUCAAAGAUGAUCACAAGGUUGACAUGCACGAUGGCUACACCUUCAACCAUCGAUAUGUCAAAUCUAAUCCUCAAGACGUUGAGAACGCUACAUGGAUGUUGACUGUUUUCAACUGUUUCGGUCACCAGUUCUGCUUGCAUUUUGAGGCUUUUAACGUCGGAGUGGCACCAGUGUACAUGGCAUUCCUUCGUUUUAUGGGUGAUGAUGAUGAUGCGAAAAAAUUUAGUUAUAGUCUUGAAGUAGGUGGAUUUGGCAGAAAGUUAAUAUGGCAAGGAGUUCCUAGGAGCAUCCGUGAUAGUCAUAAAACAGUCCGAGACAGUUUAGACGGGCUGCUCAUUCAAAGGAGCAUGGCACUUUUCUUCUCUGGUGGUGACCGGAAGGAGCUAAAGCUGAAGGUAGCCGGGCGCAUUUGGAGAGAACCGUUGUAAAGUAGAAAUACGGUCUUCUUCCUCAGAGUUAGCAUCAAUCUCAGAGGGCCACGAGUCUAGUUAGUUAUUCCUGAUUGGUGGGUGGCCUUUUUUUGUAUUUCUUGUAAAAAUAUAAAGGCUGUAGAUGGUUCUAUAUAGGUUAAGGUUUUUGGAUCAAUCAAUUUUAUGUUGAAUGUAGUCAGCUCAAGUGUUGGCCAUGCAUUCUGUUAAUGCUGGUUGUGUAUCUAAUAUUGUGAGGCAUUUAGGCUUUUUUGUCAAUCUAUGUUAAAAUCAUGUGACUUUCAAAGAAGUGAUAAAUUGAAGUUAAAUCA